GCUGAAGUACUCGCUGAACCACUGAUAUGAUAUAUGUAUACAUACACAUACAUAUACUAUGAGUAUAUAGGUAUAUGUAUACAGUGCGCCGAACGAUGUGGUAGCCGAUUGCUCACUACUUGGUGUUGUCAUUCAUGUGUUCGGUUCACCUCGAUGACAGUUCUAUCAAGAUGCCCGGGCUUCGUGCUGUCAACAUUAUUUAUGCAUUUUACUCAUUGACCAUUAUCGUUCACGGUUCUUCUCUGUAUACAGAAUAUGCGAUGGAAAGUCCUAAGAUUUGUCAUCUCUAUAGCUCUAAGCAAACUAUCAAGUUGCCCGAUGCAGAGGACGCAGCGGUUAUCGUUAGGCCUAGCCACAUGUUUGAUCCCUGGACAACUAGCGUUGACAAGUUUUGCAAAUAUGUAUUUAAAACAAGUCGCCAUACAGGAUUAUUUGCAGUCAUUCAAAAUAUGUCAUUUCGACGUAAUGGAAAUGAAUGUUUAGAUUGGGUCCAGUUCAAAGAAGAUGGUAGGAAAAGCCCAUGGUUCUGUGGUGUUUUGGAUCACAGGGAUAUGGCACAUCAAUCUUUACCGGAAGCAGAUGACAGUAUUGAACUCUCAAAUUCAUUGAGGUGGAAUUCUUCUCGUCUUGAAUUUAAGAGUCCGAAAGGUGAACUAGAGACUCGCAUAUUCAUUUCCAAGGAGAAACUAUUGCCUGGCGAAACUUUGGAUCUCAGCAUCGUUUAUACACCUUACAAAGAUUGUGACAAAGUAAAGGAUACCACGAAAUACCGGAUGAACUCUAGUAAUUACUGCAUCUGGGAGAAAUAUUACUGUGACGGCUAUAGAAAUUGCCCAAUCGAUACUUGUCGGGAUGAGGUGGGAUGUGAAAUUGUUAGCAAUGGCACAGGCACCAAGGUCACCGUAGGUGCGGUAACUACCCUUAUUUUAUCCUUUCUUUUGUUCGUGAUGUGCUUGUGGACUUGUCGCAAGCACAAAAAAUUAUGUUGGUCUCCGGAUUGUGCUGGACCAAAUGCUGGAGCAACGAAUGCGCAGCCUAUCAAUUUAAGAACAAGGGACUCUAGCAGUCGUUCCGUCGUUCCUACGGCUCCGAUGCUGGAUGAAGCAUCUUCCAGACCUGUGCAUGACAAGGAUCUCCCGCCAAGUUAUGAUUCAUUAUUUCCAGAGCCAUCAAUUCCAGCUGCCACGUAACUUGACAGCCAAAUGUUUAAACUGAGUCAGAAAAUAAUUCAUUCUCUGCGAAUAUUAUUUCCAGAGACGAAUGGGCGUGUGACCCGUCAACUGCCCGUCAAAUACAGUUUUACAGGUGAAAGCACUUGCCGAAAUGAAAAAAUUCCUACAACCGAUUGACCGGCAACGGAAUUUUUACAACGGUCAAAUAACAUGCUUAUUUUUGACUUAAAAUUCUAUCGGCAUUGUUCUUAAAUUCCUCCAUUGUUGGUCAAACAGACGGACGCAGUAAAAAUCUGAAAUAAUAGCGGGACUGUCAUAGAGUGAUCGUCCCUGACCGGUUUAUUCUGACACCCAACGGGUCAGUUUAGGAAUUACAGUAAGGAAAACAGAUCUAGUUCUAAUCCAAUCGAUAUUCUGCAAUACCUAGGUUGUCACUAAGACUACUAAGUGGGAAGUUUGUAAAUACAGCAAAUGUCAGUGAAUCUUAUUCAAUAUAACUUCGGCUUAAGGGGCCAUUGGAGGUAGACCGCUUUGAAAAGGCUAAUCGAAGUUUCUCUUUACCGAAAUUUUAGUACAAUCUUUACAGAUUCUUUCACUGUAGAAUGUACUUUUACCGUCAUUCCGACAAAACUACAAAUUGUAUUUUCAAAGCGUUCUGAGGAUCUCGAAGAUUAAUCGAAAGUAAUACUAUAAAUCUAAUGUAAUAUAGGUAUGCUGGUAACAGAAUUUUAGAGCUUCCAGCGGGAUAGUUUUUUAAUUAUUUUUGUACUAAUAUUUGAUAAAAUUUUAUCAAGACGCUACCUAGUGCGUCCCCAUUAUUGAUACGACGAAUAUAAUACUCUGAAUUACCCUAGCGUACCACCAGUCUCGUAGUGUUGAGCCACUGAUCAAUUUUUACUUCGAACUACUUAUUUGACUGCGGCUGCUAGAUAUUAUUCAAUAAUGGUACUUACAUUGGCUUUGUCUAUAUCCGCUUUACGCAUAGAUCUGAAUAACCGAUCAUGACCCUUAUGUGGAGUCGUUGCCAGUUAUUUAUAAAUAUGUAACAUUCGCACAAUAGCACUGUUUUUGAUGUUAUUUAUUUAUUAUUUUUUCGUUUCUUCUACCAUAGUCGAAUUUAGGUCAUCGUUUGCUGGUAGCGUUUCUCUAACAUAGUUCACUCUCAAUUUGAUUAUAAUUUAAUGACAGCUAGUUGUGCGUCUUCCAUCUAAUGCCAGAUGAAAAAGUAGUGACAGCAAAUAAGAUUAAUUUUUUUAGAUUCAUGGGUACGAACGUGUCACAAUUGUAGAGGUAAUAGUCUUUUUUCAUUCAUAUCGUGUAGUACGAUAAUCAUUGAAUGAAACAAAGGAUCAUUUGUAGAAUAAGUUUUAUCAAAGGAAUCCAAUUCUUAUGAAUUAUUGUGAUAUGCAUAAGGAUGUGUGAGAUUAGGAGAAACUCCUGACUUCAAAAGUAAGGUAAAGGGUUGUGGUGACACAGCCAAUUAUCUAAAACACAACAUUCAAGAGCUCAAUGAAUGUAUUUUUAUAAAAGCAUGAUUUCUUAUUAUGCUGCAUAACCAUUAAUGCAGAGAAAAAUAUAUGGAUCUAUUUGUAUAUGUAUUAUGUAUAUUUGAAUUUAUUGUGAUACAAAAAGUAUCUAAGUAAUGGUAUUCUGUAAAUACAAACUUUAUAACAGUA
Athalia rosae (coleseed sawfly) is the source of this 2848-nucleotide messenger RNA. RefSeq lists its product as uncharacterized. Lineage: Eukaryota; Metazoa; Arthropoda; Insecta; Hymenoptera; Athaliidae. Bases 135 to 1190 code for a protein of 351 amino acids. The record is from RefSeq and is a predicted model, not a curated record. The transcript is spliced from 4 exons.